Messenger RNA from Tripterygium wilfordii, 781 nucleotides. Its product is annotated as dormancy-associated protein homolog 3. Lineage: Eukaryota; Viridiplantae; Streptophyta; Magnoliopsida; Celastrales; Celastraceae. The coding region runs from base 79 to 456 and encodes 125 amino acids. The record is from RefSeq and is a predicted model, not a curated record. The transcript has 3 exons.
CGUCCUCUUACGAUCUGCCUGUUCAAGGAUCCUGUGAAACCGGCUCUCGGAAGUUGUGUUGAUUUGUUAACCUGCGCUAUGGGUCUAUUAGACCAGCUGUGGGACGACACUGUCGCCGGACCUCGGCCUGAAAACGGCCUUGGCAAGCUCCGGAAGCACAACACAUUCAGUUUUCGCUCCAGCUCCGGCAAGGAACCCGACGGUGCAAACAUGAGAUCGUACGGUGACGAGGCGUCGGAGGAGGCGACGAAAGUGACGCGCAGUAUCAUGAUAGUAAAGCCGCCCGGCUACCAGACCGGUUCUCCUCCGGUUUCUCCCGCGGGAUCUACGCCUCCAGUGUCUCCGUUUUCCGGAAGCAGAGAAUCGUUCCGGUUCCGAAGAAAAUCUGCGUCGGAUGCAUAUGAGAAGGCAAGAGAAGUUGGACCCAGGAGCCCUUCUUCACCUUACAAUGUUUGACAAAUGAAGGCCAUGAACCUCUUCUUCGGCCGAUGAUCAUCGAGAUGUUAAAACUCUACCAUAUGCAAUAGAGUUUUAUGUAAUGCUUGUACUGAGUGUGUGCUAGCUAGCUAGCUUGUUUACAAGUUCUUGUGUGGUUAUAGUAGCUAGACCCUCCAGCUUGUGUUUUGUGUGACGGGUGUAAGAAGUUGUAAUCAAAUGUAGAGAUGUUGUUUGCUCAUUGUAUAUAGACCCUGCACGUUGUUCUGUUCUUCUGUCUAAGGAGUUUGUUAACUUUAGGGUUUGUUGGUGGAAUAAGAUCUUUGUAUCCUUUUGUGUCCUUAAA